GGCCCGGCCACGACCCGGGCCGCGAGCUGUGGAACAUCCGGGUCGCCCGCGCGCUGCCUCAGACUGCGCCCCCCUGUCCCGGCCCCUCGCCCGCCGGCCCUGGCUGGAGGGCCGCGGGAGCGGCUUCAAGAUGGACGAAGACGGCGGCGGCGAGGGCGGUGGCGUGCCUGAAGACCUCUCAUUAGAAGAGAGAGAAGAACUUUUAGACAUUCGUCGAAGAAAAAAGGAGCUUAUUGAUGACAUUGAGAGGCUGAAAUACGAAAUUGCAGAAGUGAUGACAGAGAUCGAUAACCUAACUUCAGUGGAGGAGAGCAAAACCACUCAGAGGAACAAGCAAAUAGCCAUGGGAAGAAAGAAAUUCAACAUGGACCCCAAAAAGGGAAUUCAGUUUCUAAUAGAAAAUGACCUGCUACAGAGUUCCCCAGAAGAUGUUGCCCAGUUCCUCUAUAAAGGAGAAGGCCUAAAUAAGACUGUCAUUGGGGACUACCUGGGUGAGAGGGAUGAAUUUAAUAUCAAAGUUCUUCAGGCUUUUGUUGAACUCCAUGAGUUUGCUGAUCUCAACCUCGUACAAGCCUUAAGGCAGUUCUUAUGGAGCUUCAGGCUGCCUGGAGAGGCUCAGAAGAUUGAUCGCAUGAUGGAGGCCUUCGCUUCCCGCUACUGUCUGUGCAACCCAGGCGUCUUCCAGUCCAACUUAUAUGAAAGUAUCAAGAAUGAACCAUUUAAAAUCCCAGAGGAUGAUGGGAACGACCUGACACACACAUUCUUUAACCCGGACCGGGAAGGCUGGCUCCUGAAGCUGGGCGGGCGCGUGAAGACCUGGAAGCGGCGCUGGUUCAUCCUGACUGACAACUGCCUCUACUACUUUGAGUACACCACAGACAAAGAGCCUAGGGGCAUCAUCCCACUGGAGAACCUCAGCAUCAGAGAGGUGGAAGACCCACGGAAACCUAACUGCUUUGAGCUCUACAUCCCUGACAAUAAAGACCAAGUCAUCAAAGCCUGUAAGACAGAGGCUGAUGGCCGGGUGGUGGAGGGAAAC
This is a messenger RNA of Octodon degus (degu), 1039 nucleotides long. It is a transcript of the gene Cyth3, whose product is annotated as cytohesin 3. The annotation marks the transcript as partial. The transcript has 11 exons. The record is from RefSeq and is a predicted model, not a curated record. Gene Ontology annotation, biological process: regulation of ARF protein signal transduction. NCBI's taxonomy places the organism in Eukaryota, Metazoa, Chordata, Mammalia, Rodentia, Octodontidae. Gene Ontology annotation, molecular function: guanyl-nucleotide exchange factor activity.